This is a messenger RNA of Acipenser ruthenus (sterlet), 6380 nucleotides long. Its product is annotated as palmitoyltransferase ZDHHC3. Gene Ontology annotation, cellular component: endoplasmic reticulum; Golgi apparatus. Bases 437 to 1333 code for a protein of 298 amino acids. Gene Ontology annotation, biological process: protein targeting to membrane; peptidyl-L-cysteine S-palmitoylation. Gene Ontology annotation, molecular function: protein-cysteine S-palmitoyltransferase activity. The transcript is spliced from 7 exons. The record is from RefSeq and is a predicted model, not a curated record. Lineage: Eukaryota; Metazoa; Chordata; Actinopteri; Acipenseriformes; Acipenseridae.
UUCUAUGCAGAAUGGCAAAAGUCUGCGUGGCAUGAACGCACCCUUUGGCUUCAACAAGUUAACUGCUGCCAGAGACAGGAAGUCUUGCUUCUGCUUCAGACUUCCUGGUUCUUGUUUGAGAAGGGUGCAUACACAGGAGGAAGAGGCCGUACUUGGUUCGAGAGAAUGUGAUAUUCUCCUUAUGUGUAAAAGAAGAACAUAUAGUCGAACAGAUCUGUAUUAAAACCGCAAAUAUAUUGAUAUUUGAAAAGGAAGCGUGCGUCGGUAUCAGAAAAAGGGUGGUGGUCGAGAAAGGGUGUGCGACGUUGAAAUUUUGUUCCACACAGCAGUGCAGUUUGGGUGUUGAUACAACAAAACAUAUUGCGGGGCAGCUCUUUGCAGAACAGCGUCAUCCAUACACAGUAAAACAGUGUGACAAUGGACCACGCAUCCUAGAAUGCGCAGCCCGGCUCACCGGUGCAGGGAUAUCGAGAGGCAAGCCGGCUACCUGCAGCCUGACCAGUGUGUGCCUCCCCCCCCUCGCGGCACGGCGGACGGCAUGUGGUUCAUCCAGGACGGCUGCGGCAUCGUCUGCGGUGUUAUCACCUGGCUGCUGGUCUUUUACGCAGAGUUCGUGGUGCUGUUCGUCAUGCUGGUGCCCUCCAAGAGCCUGGUGUACAGCAUAAUCAAUGGAGUCCUUUUCAAUGCGCUGGCCUUCCUCGCCUUAGCCUCCCACUUCAGGGCCAUGCUGACAGACCCGGGAGCAGUGCCAAAAGGGAAUGCCACUAAGGAGUUUAUUGAAAGUUUACAGCUGAAACCGGGCCAGGUGGUCUACAAGUGUCCCAAGUGCUGCAGCAUCAAGCCAGACCGAGCCCACCACUGCAGUGUUUGCAAGAGGUGUAUUCGGAAGAUGGACCACCACUGCCCCUGGGUCAAUAACUGUGUAGGGGAGGAAAACCAGAAGUACUUUGUGCUGUUUACAAUGUAUAUAGCGCUGAUAUCCUUGCAUUGCCUUGUGAUGGUAGUGUUUCAUUUCCUUUAUUGCUUCGAAGAAGACUGGACAAAGUGCAGUACCUUCUCACCUCCAGCAACAGUGAUCCUGCUCAUCCUGUUGUGUUUUGAGGGGCUCCUUUUCCUCAUUUUCACAUCUGUGAUGUUUGGGACCCAAAUCCAUUCAAUUUGUACCGAUGAAACAGGGAUAGAGCAGUUGAAAAGGGAAGAGAGAAGAUGGGCAAAAAAAACGAAAUGGAUGAACAUGAAAGCAGUGUUUGGCCAUCCCUUUUCUAUAGCAUGGCUUAGCCCUUUUGCGACGCCCGACCAUGGCAAAUCAGACCCCUAUCUAUAUGUUGUCUGAAAAACGCUGUGAGAAAGAGAGCAAGAGCCAGCAUUGCCAUUGUGUACAUCAGGGCAGCACCACUACCACUCACUACAUUUCAAAUUAUUGUAACCUUGACAUCGAACAAGUCUCAUUUUUUUUAUUAUUAUUAUUAUUAUUAAUUUACUGCAGUUGCAGGGGAAACUAAUUGUCUUCUUUAUCUGCGUUUUUGAAAUCUUGACAACUUUCUUUGUCUGGGGCUGUUGAUUUAUUAACUGAACUGCUUUCCUUCUGUUCACCACAAUGCCAACUCAAGCCUUUUUUUCUGUUUGAUUUCUGAUUCAUUUCUAUAACAAUGGGGAAAGAUUACUACUACUACGUAUUUUUAGGGCCCAAACUACCUAAUAUAUAUAUAUAUACACACACACACACACAGGUAUAUCAUGUAUAUAAUAAUUUUGUAUUCAAAAUAAAUUGCAAGCGACCUAUUGAAGAACUUCAUAAAUAAGUACCUAGUAAGUUGCUCCAUACUUAUUGUACCUUUAUGCAAUUUAUUUUAAGGUUUAUCUGUGUACCAAUAAUGUAUUUUAAAAAUCUUUCUUUUCAGGUUUUUUUUUUUACGUUAUAAUUAUUUUAAGACAGUUAAGAUUUGUGGUUUCAUGGUUUUAUCAACAGACAACAGAGGCCUGCUUAAUACACAUAUCUAUUCUGUCUGCCUAUACAGUACAAACUUUGUUGCUACACCUGUUUAAAUAAAUGGGUUUUAAAAUACAGGUUUCGUUUAAAAAUCUUGGGUUAAUUGUAUAGUCACUUGGAAUACAGCAUGGUGGUCGUAAUGGGCAGUUUAUCCACUACUUCGUGUCUGCUUCCCUUUUCCCCUUUUGUUAGUCGGUGGCUUGCAGUCCAAGACUACAGUGUGAUGUAACAGGACCUCCAGAUGUUAAAUUGUUGAUCGUCUGGUGUGUAGCUCCCUUUGCUAGCUCAAUUAACAAGCUGCAAAAAGACAAGGUUCUGUGAGACGGGAAUUGCGCCUAAAAGCAACGAGCAAAUAGAAAUAUUUAAUGUGGUUGUUUCACCCUUAAUGGAACUACCAUAAGGUAUAUUAACGGAAAUGCACUUGUCUAUUGAAGGUGAAACAACUUCCCAUCUUUUAGAUAUCUGUGCUUUUCAAAUGCUUGUCUAUUCGUCAUCUUCAUGUGUAGAAAAGUAGUUCCAGUCCCUUAUAAUCAUCAUCGUUAAGAUCUAUAAUGGCCUGUAUAUAAAACUAAUGCAAAUUAAUAAAUAACUAGUUUGUUUCUUAUUUCUCCUGCACAGCUUGUUUGCAGUCUCUGACGCUAAUGCUGUCUACCUUAAUAACAAGACGCUCUAUUGCAACCUGCGCUACAGAAUAUUGUGCUUUUCUUUUGUCUCUUUAAAAUAAAGCUGUUUGGUGGAUAUGUACAUGUUACUUUCUAAACGUCUGCACUGACCUGCACGGACAUCUUUUACUUGGUUCAAAGCAGUACCUGGUGUUUAGAAAGUGUGCUUGAAGCAGUUUCCCAGUAGACUUAAGAAGACUCCGUGCCCUGGAUAUUACUAUAAAACUGUAACAUAGAAGUGUCCACCAAAUACAGUUUUAUUAAAAGGUAAAUAGUUUCAAAUGUCAUUUCUAUAUUUUUGUAUUUGUAUUAUUACUAUUGUUUGUUUGCAGUUGUUGUUCUGGGUUUGGUUGCUGCGAUGUUGAGUUCUCACCCUUUUUUGUUCAAUCUUACUUGACUUUGAGCAUGUCUAGAGAUUCCAAGAUGCCAGGACCCUCUUCAUACAAUUCAAAUCAUGUAAAAAUGGUCCAUUUGGCCUUGCCUACGUACAGUAGUGGGAGAGAGAGUAGAUGGGGCUGACGGAGUCACUGGCCGGGUUUCCCUACAGCUAAGAAAGUCGUCACUCUCUCUCCACAGUCAUUAUUAAUGAGACUUGUAGUGUACGGGCUACUUGAUUCUUAUUUGCGAAACCAUCAUGUCUAUGUGGGAAUGCAAAAAGGUUUUCCUCUAAUAUGAACUACAAAAUAACCAACUAGCAUGUUGAAGUGGAGUCAAUAUGAAUUUAAAUUCAACCACAGUGCAGUGUUGUAUAUUUCAAAAUGUCAAGGUUGUUGAGCAAAAUAAUUUGAGAGAGCACUAAGGAGACUGCCCUAGGAAACACUCUUAACUGUGUAAAGUACAUUGAAACCUAUUUAAUUGAUGUAUAUGGUGGCAAAUCUAAAUAUUAAAUCAUUGGAAAAGUAGGUUCUGUGUUUCACGUUUGCAACUAAAGACAAGCAAGUUGGAAAAUGACAACAGCUUAAUAUGGUCUUUAGUUAAUAUGUUUCUAAAUAUUGAAAUACUUACCUGAACAACAGCAAAUGCUAAAUUGCGGAAUAUUUCAGUUUUUAUGUAAACAUUUUUAAAGACAUUCUAUUUAUCAAACAGUAAAAACCAUAAAUAGAAAUAACAACAGACACGUGAAAUGUUAUCUUCCUGUACUUGAUAGAGCCAUCUUUAACAAAAACACCUUUCCAAUCUUUGAUGCAGCUGAUGUCUUUUUCGUUGAAGACAUUUUAAAGAAAUCGUGCCGCUAUAGGCAGUGUGUUUAACCAUCUACCCAAAACAAACUAAAGUGGCUGCCAGGUUCCUAAAUGUGACAUGUAGCGUGUCAGUAAAGCAAACACUUGCUGUAUCGAUUUUUAAGUGCCAACAUUUUUUUAUAUUUAAUCUAUUCUAUCAGAAAUAGGAAUUUUCACAGUGAACUACAUAUUACACAGCAAUGGGUACAUUUCACAGAAAAAUAAGCCUUCUUCAUGAGGUUUGCUCCUGCAUCUGUUAACUUUUAAUACAUUUUUAAAAUCCCAGGACAGAAAUGGGUGGUUUAAAAUGUGAUUAGAUUCAGUUCUGUCCAGGAGGUUUUAAGUACUUAUACUCUGUGGAGAUUUUUAAACAAAGGAAAAUUAUGAGUUUAUUAGGUGUAGACCUCUUGUUAAGCAUUAAGACUGUAGUUCACGUAACCUCUGCUACACCAUUCAUUCUCUGCUACCAGUCAAGUUUGGCUACAUGACAUUUAACACCACAGUAACAAAUAUGAACUUAAAAGUAGCCUACAUGUUUUUCAGAUUCCCAAAAAGUAUUUUUUUUAAGUUUGCAUCUUUAGUAAACAAAAAAAUUAAUUAAUUUGUUCUUGAUAAUGCUGUUUCCAGCAACAAAGUAAAAGAUUCACUGUUGGUAAUAACGUUAUCGAGAACAAACUGAUUUCUGUUCUUGAGCCACUCGUCAAAAUUAACUGAUAAAGUUAAUUUGCUGUUACAGGGUUACUGAAACAGGCCUGUUGCUGUUCAAUAUUUCUUCCCUCCUGUUGCCAACAAGUCACCUUUGAAGAACAAAUGUCUGACAAACUAACAUGUCUUCCUGCUUCAAUGCUCCUAAAAUAAUGGAUUUUGCAUUCGUACUAAUGCGCAAAAUGAUAGUAACCCACACACCUAACAUUGCUUAUACCUUGUAGUCUAGCCAACUACCCCUCUACAAUACCUAUCUCAAUUACUUCUCAAUCAAGAAGCAACCAAUUUUGACCUAUCAACAAUUAGGAGACCUACCUAAAAUACAAAAAAAUUACAUUUCAUCAGUAAAAAUGAUGUAGCAUAAAAACAAAUGAAAUGUCACAUUAAAAAUCUCUUGGGGACAUACAUUUGUAAAACCCCUUAAUCUGGGAGGAUAUAUUAGUUAGACCUCCUGUCUUGCGUAUUGAAAUCCGAGGCGCCAGGGGUUUUACCCAUAUAGUGUAUAGAACUACAUUCUACCCAUCCUUAGGCAAUUUUGAGAAGUUUUUCAGAUGGGCGUAGUCAAUGAAGAGGUCGACAGGUAAUAGGAUGUGAGCUGGAAACACUUUUAAAUAGUACAUAGAGGUCAAAGGCUUGUGUUGACCGUCGGGGAAACCCACAGUUAGGAAACAAUUAAAAUGAUAGCUUUAAAAUAUGCAGCCUUAUCGAACAAAUUGUGUCAUAGCGUCAUUUCUUUUUGUGGGGGUUGUUUUGUUUAUUCCUAUUCACAAAACUUUAACAAUUUUUUUCAUAGGUUACUCGAAGGUUGUCCUUUAAAAAUUAAAAUAAACACUCAAAAAAACUCUCUUAAACAUUAGUUUGAACUGCCAACUUAAUUAAUCAAAAUGGGCUUAAAAAAACAAGAAAUUCAUUAAAAUAGUCCUUAAAGUUUUGUAAAUAGGGACCAUAGCUUGUUACAUAAAAAAAAACCUUAAACUCUGUUCUGUUACUCCACAUUGCUAAGGGUUUUCUUUACAUUCUGCUUGUCAUAAAUAUUUGAGGUGGUUUGAUUUAUCCCGUCGAGCAUGACCUGUAUGUAAACAUUUUUAGAUGCGGAGAGCAGACUUACCUAAAUCAUUUAUUAACAAAUUCACUGGUUCUUGUAGUCACUGAAAAAUGUAUAAAAGGUGCUGUUUUUGGGCUGUAUUGUAAAACAUCAUUCUUGGUCAAUAUUUCAUGCAGGGGUCUUCAGUUGUUUUGAAUUGUUAUAGUAAAUCUUACUUAUAGUUGAAAAUCAUCAAGGGACCCAAUUGGGAAAACAAACAAACAAUACAUUGGCAUAUGCAUAAGCCUUUAAAAUCCAUGCAUGCAUUUUGUUGUCUUUUAAUGUGUAAUUUUGCCUAAACUUUUAAUAAAUCUGUUGAUUGUGACAGAAAUGUUUACAUGUGACAUCAGGGACUUUACAUGUACAAAUAUGUUUGCUGGUUUAUUAUUGUGCCACUUCAACAAACCAAGUUCUAAAGAUUGAUAUUUUCCAUUCAUCACCAUACAGUAAGUACAUAGAACUCAAGACUAUAGGACUGAUCUCAUAAUUUCUCAAUAUUUUCAUGAAAAAAAAUAAAACCUUGAAACCGCUUGCACGCAUACAGUAAUUCCGUUUUUUACCAAGGGAGUGGUUUGGUCGUGGGUCUUAUUUUUCUUUCUGUCUUGUAAAUAAAGUAUUCACAAUGUGCUUUUCUUUAAAGUGUUUAUCUGAAUGAUGUGUAUGUUCUUUCAACUACAUCCCCUUUGAAAAUAAAUGCAAUAAACAGUUUUUCCAAAGAA